This is a messenger RNA of Sinocyclocheilus anshuiensis, 5319 nucleotides long. RefSeq lists its product as uncharacterized. The transcript is spliced from 39 exons. NCBI's taxonomy places the organism in Eukaryota, Metazoa, Chordata, Actinopteri, Cypriniformes, Cyprinidae. The record is from RefSeq and is a predicted model, not a curated record. The coding region runs from base 138 to 5072 and encodes 1644 amino acids.
GAAGAAGAAGAAGAAGAAGAAGACCAUUGGGCGGUGACAACAAGCUGAUCUGCAUUUGCUGGACAAAAGUAAACAGCCUGGCUCGAUUAGUAAUACUGGGGACGGUUGGCAACAACUGGACUGUGAAUGGACAGGAGAUGGCAGAAGGAAGUGACGGAUUUGAUAGCGAAACAGGAAGAAUGGAAGUAGGUAGCGGGAAAUUUAAAGACUGGAAUUCGGUAGACAUUAAAACUAAUCGAAAGCGUAGACGGCAUAAACAAAAAAACAUCUCAAAUGGUGAGGGUACGGACAGUGAUCAAGGAAUUGGAGAAACUACAGUGGAAAUCGAUAAGCAGUACGGAGAAUACAAAGUAAUAAUGAAGCUAGUGCAGGAAGGAUCAUCAUUUGGAGUGUUUUAUGCUGAAACAGAUGAAGUGAAGACAGUGAUGGAGGGAGAUUCUGUCACUCUAAACCCUGAUCUUACUCAAAUACAGGGAAUUGUCCUGCUACUGUGGAGGUUUGGAGAUAAAGGUUCCACCAUUGCUCAAAUUGAUGGAAAUGAUAUCUUAUAUGAAGAUUAUGAGGCAUUUAGAGGCAGACUGCAGCUGGAUCAGACUGGAUCCCUCACCAUCACAAAUGUCAGAACCAAUCACUCUGGACUUUAUAAAGCAGAAAUCAGCCACAACACUGGAACCUCAUAUAUUAAGUUUAGCGUUACUGUCUAUGAGUCUCCAUCUGUUAUUGCUGGGGCUGAAGCUGAAAUGAAGAGCGUGUCAGUGAAGGAGGGAGAUCCUGUCAUUCUUCAGACUGAUGUUCCUCAACUACAAGGAGAUGAGCUGAUAGUGUGGCGGUUUGGAGAUGAAGAAAAACUCAUAGCUAAACAUGAUAUAGAGGCCAAGAGCUCACCAUUAUAUUAUGAUGAGAGAUUCAGAGACGGAUUGAAACUGGACCAUCAGACUGGAUCUCUGAUCAUCACAAAAACCAGAACCACAGACUCUGGACUUUAUAAAGCGAAGAUCAGCAGCAACAAACAGACUUCAUACAAUAGAUUCACUGUAACUGUCAGUGAACCAGGUCUGUCUCCAGGUGUUGUAGCAGUGAUUGUUGUUCUUCCACUGCUAAUGACUGCAGCUGCUGGCGUUUUAUUUUAUCGUCGCAAGAACUCUGAACUAAAUAAUCAAAAGUCGAAAAUCUCUGAACGACAAAAUGAAACAUCGGGGAUCUCUGAAAAACUAAAGCAAAUGUCCGAGAUCUCUACACAACUAAAGCAAAUGACCGAGGAUUGUGAAAAAGUAUUGCCUGAGAUAUCUGAACACCAUCAAACAUUGAAGAUCUCUGAAAAACUAAAGGAAAUUUCGGAUAUCUCUGAACAACUAAAGCAAAUGUCGAAGUACUGUGAACAAGAAUUGUGCAAGAUCUCUGAACGAUUAAAGCAAAUGUCUUUGACAAAGAAAGGGGAGAUCUCCGAACAAGAAACACCUUUAAUAGAUGAAGUGGAGAUCUUUGAACAAGAAAUAGGUGCUGAUGGCACAAAAGAAGAGACAACGAGAUCAGAGAUGGAGAAAGGUGAAAGUGAACGGUCCAUUAUUGUUGAAGAUACUGCUAUAAGUCAAGCGAUUGGAGGGCCACGUGGGGCUGAUGGGAGAAUCAGAGACAGACAGGGCAAGAGCCUUGUAGUCCGUAACACCGGUACUGAACAUACUGGAGUUUGUACACAUGAAUCAACAGGAAAAGGAGUGAAUGAAGAAACAUCACUCGCACCUUUGCGCUCGUGCGGACGCGGUGAGUAUAACGAUGAGGGUGUGUCUCACAAACGACCGAGAUUUAUAGCCACAACCUUUAAAGCCACAAACUCAUCUCUCACUCAACGUCGCAGCAAUAUGAAGAUCGUGUUUGCAAUGUUUUUAUCCAUGUUCGUCAUUGACGGUGUGUUUGGUGUUGAUGGAGUGAAGACAGUGAUAGAGGGAGAUUCUCUUACUCUACAGACUGGUUUUAUUGAAAUGCAGAAAGAUGGUCUAACAGAGUGGAAAGUUAAUAACACUAACAUCGCAACAAUCAAUAAAGGAACUGGUAAAGUUGAAUACAGUGAUGAUAAACUGAUGAUGAUGUUUAGCGGCAGACUUAAUCUGGAUCAAACUGGAUUUCUCACCAUCUGGAACAUCAGAAUCAAACACUCAGGUGAAUAUAAAGUAGAGAGUAUCAGCAGCGUAGGGACCAAAUCCAAGACGUUCAAAGUUAUUGUGAAAGAAUCUCCACUCAAAUCUGUUGAAGAUAAAGAUGAAAUAAAGGUAUUGUCAGCCACGAAGGGAAAUUCUGAGACUCUACACACUGAAACUGAACUACAGAAACAUGAUCUAAUACUGUGGAGAUUUGGAGCUGAAGGAUGUCUCAUUGCUAAAGGUGAUACAGAAGACAAUCAUACGUCAUACUAUGAUGGUGAUGAUGGGAGAUUCAGAGGCAGACUGGAGCUGGACAGUGAGACUGGAUCUCUGACCAUCACAGACCUCGAAACUGAGCAUACUGGAGAAUUUAGACUAAAGAUCAUCAGCGACAGAAGGAUCUUAUUCAAAAGAUUCACUGUUACUGUCUCUGAACCAGGUCUGUCUCCAGGUGCUGUAGCAGGAAUAUGUGUUGCUAUUCUGCUGGUUGCUGCAGCAGCUGUAGCUGCUGGUGUUGUGAUUUAUUAUCGAAGCAAUCACUAUAAAGUAAAAAGACUAAUAUCGAAGUUCUCUGAACAACUAAAGCAAAUGACAAAGCUCUCUAAACAACUAGAGCAAAUGACCAAAGCAACAGAGGAAGCUCACAGACCGAAAACCGGAGUUAUGAUUUACACGGAGUAUAUAAAAUGUAUGACAUGUGGAUGCAGAAGUCCAGUAUAUGAAGCGGAUAUGAGUGAAAAUGACAGAACCUUGACAGAUGAAACGGAGACAUCUCAACAAGAAACUGUUGCUGAUGUCACACAAAAAGAGACACCGAGAUCAGAGAUCAGAGAAGGUGAAAGGAAACGGUUCAUUGUUGUUGAAGAGACUGCCAUAAGUAAAGCGUUUGGUGCUGAUAAUAUAUUGAGAGACAGACAGGGCAGGAAGAGCAUUGCAAUCAGAGCUGAAGAUGAUGAAGUUCAGAGUCAGACACAUGGAUUAGAUGGAAACUCUCCUGGAAAUGAACUAAACGAGCUAAAGGAUUUGACCGAGGAUGUGAAGAUCUCUGAACAAGAAACACGUGCCGAUGUCACACAAGAAGAGACACCGAGAUCAGAGAUCAUAGAAGGUGAAAGUGAACGGUUCAUUUAUGUUCAAGAGACUGCCAUAAGUAAAGCGUUUGGUGCUGAUAAGAGAUUGCGAGACAGACAGGGCAAAAAGAGCCUUGUAAUCCGUAAAACCAAGACUGAAGAUGCUGGAGUUCAAACGCAUGGAUCAGAUGGAAAAGCUCCUGGAAAUGAACUGAAAGAGCUGAAAGAAGGUGAGAUUCUGUUGUUUGGAUCAGAUGGAAAAGCUCCUGGAAAUGAACUGAAAGAGCUGAAAGAAGCAUCUUUAUUAAAUUCGGAUUCUGCGCAGCUCUACAAAAACAGGAGGACAAUGUUAUUGGUCUUUCUAUUAUUAAUGGCUGAUGGAGAGACAAGUAAAACUGUGAACAUGUCGGUGACAGAGGGGGAUGCUGUCACUCUACAAUCUGAUCUUUCGGAAAUAUUGAAUGAUGAUACAGUAUUAUGGAUGUUUGGACCUAAAGACACUCUCAUAUCUCAAAUCCGAAGACAGGAUGACCUGACCUCAUUUUUGGUCACCGAUGAUGUGGGAUUCAGAGGCAGAUUGCAGGUGGAUCAAAACACUGGCUCUCUCACCAUCAGAAACACCAGAAUCAGACACUCUGGACGAUAUAAACUAUCCUUCUCUAGAGAAAAGACUACAAUCAAGAUAUUUAAUGUUACUGUCUUUGUUGUGGUUGGUAAGACAGACGGAGUUAAGUCAGUGUCAUUGUCAGUGCUGGAGGGAGAUCCUGUCACUCUACAUACUGAUUCUGAAAUACACCAAGAUGCUCUGAUGCUGUGGAGGUUUGGUGAUAAAGGCAUCCUCCUGGCUAAAAUUGACUUUGAGACAAAUGAGACCUCACUAACCGAUGCUGAUGAGGGAUUCAAAGAUCGACUACAACUGGAUCAGACCGGAUCUCUGACCAUCACAAACACCAGAACCACAGACUCUGGACUUUAUGAACUACAGAUCAGAGGCAGUGAGAGCUUGCAGAGAUUCCUGGUUUCUGUAAGUGAUGCAGGUCUUUCUUCGAGUGUUAUAGCAGGAAUAGUUGUUGGUGUUAUUGUUCCUGUUCUGCUGAUCCUGAUUGCCUUUGUGAUCUACUAUCGCCGCAGGAUUUAUAACUUAAAAAUGCAAAUGGUCGAAGAGAAGAAAGAGACAGUGACGGAGGGAGAAUCUAUCACUCUACACGCUGGUCUUACUGAUUCACAGGGAGAUGUUACGAUGAAGUGGUGCUAUGAAACUGAAGACAAUCUCAUUGCUGAAAUUAAAAGAGGGAUCAAAAGGACACAGGAGGGUGCUGAUGGGAGAUUCAGGAGCAAACUGAGGCUGGAUGACAAGACUGGAGAUCUCACUAUCAGUAAUGUCAGGACCAUUCACUCUGGACUCUAUAAAUUCAAGAUCAGCAGCAGAGCCAGAAAAACCAACUACAAGAGAUUCAUUGUUACCGUCAAUGUAAAGUCAUUGUCAGUGACGGCAGGAGGUUCUGUCACUCUCCAGACUAAUGCUAAAAUACAGAGCGAUGACCUGAUACUGUGGACGCUUGGAGCUGAAAACGUUCUCGUUGUUAAAAAAGAUUCAGGAACAACUACUGUUAAUGAGAGAUUCAGAGGCAGACUUAGGUUGGGCAAGACGACUGCAUCUCUGACCAUCACAAACCUCACAAAUACAGACUCUGGACAUUUUAAACUGCAGAUCAUCAACACUAAAAAGACCACAUUCAGGAGAAUCAAUGUGACUGUCACCGGUUCCACAGGAAACCAAGUGAGUGAAUUAGAGACUGCAGUAAUGCUGCUGUCGGACGAUGUGGAUGGAGUGAAUGAGCAGGAAGAGACAUGGUCACUUUAAUGAAAUAAGACAUGCCCACCAGUGCGCCAACACUGUGACAUCAACAUUUGACCUCAACAAAUUUCUGCUUUUAUGAAAGUGAGAAACUUUUACUCUUAACACUCAGGAUGCGUGACACUUUCCCAUGAUCUGUAGCGCUGCAAUUACCAACCACUAGUAUUGGGAAAGUUUUUGAUUCUCCAAAAACAGUGCACAGUUCUUAAAAUAACCUGCUUUUAUUAAUGUGAAGAAUACUUUAAAGGGGUCA